AGGAGGAGAAAGGGAAAGCACAAGCAGCGGCAGCACCAGCAGCGAGGAGAGGAGAGGGGGAGUGAUGAGUCAAUACAACUAAUAAUUUAAUGGGGACAGAGAGGGAGAGACGGAGUGAGAGGGGGAGAGACAGAGGGAGACAGAAAGAAAGAAAGAGGAGCUCCGUCCGGACGCCAAACCCCAACCAACAGGACACCUCCUACUAUUACUAUGGCAGGCAGCUCUCUUAUGCAUCCACUGCAAGCCUUAUUUAUGCUCGACAUCGGAAAGUAAUCCGCACUUUUUGACCCCCCUCUCCUUGUUUUAUUUUGCGAACCUGUUUCGACUGUCCGCAUAUAUCGGCUCUACAUCGCCUCCAACGCGAUAGCGAGACCACACUGUCGGUUAUUAUUUUUCUCUCUCUCAGUCAGCCGGUAGUCAAAUAGAGCUUAACCGACGUUGAGCUAUUUUUGUGUACGUUAGUCGCUCUUGAACGUACACAACAAGGAUUUAUUGGGUCUCGGCGGCGGUUACCAUCAUUACAACUGUGUCCGAGGUGCUUUGGUUUCUACCGGCGGCUGCUAACUGUACUGUGCGGCUGCCUGCCUGCCUGCCUGCCGAUGUAGCGAUUUGGAUGUUGUGGUUGCGAACUAAAGCCGAAGUCGCCUUCACUUGUAACGAUGGACGCGGCUAACCGCUCACUUUGUGCUAAAUGUCGCCCGUUCUAACGCUUUUGGUUUCCGUUUUUCUCUUCCAGUUGGACGGAAUAAGCUAACGGACACCACACACGCAUAGACAGACACACACACACACACACACACACACACAUAACCGCUUACCAAUGUUCGCCUAUCACAGUCCAUCUCGACCUCGUCGUCUCUCGCACAGACCCGGGUUGUUGUUUUUUCCUACCGCCUGUCAGUCACCCGCAAAGAAGAGCAGGAGAAAGCGUCUUUUUAAACACUGAUACAUAUUUUUUUAAAUAACCGUUUGCUGUCAUGCACACGUAGAUAGAGGGAGAGAGAGAGGUAACAAGACCGGGAAGCAGGAGUUGUUUCGGGUGUCUUUUUUUCUACCCUGGCCAAACUUAAAGAAGACGUGUUUUCGAGGCGGUGUUAUAUGCUCCUCAGUGCUGAAGUGCUGCGUUUCAGGUGAUAGUGAGCAGAGGUGCUGAGAAUGAUGGACCAUCUCAGCGAGGCGUGUAUGGGCAAGGAGAACUCUGACCUGGUCAACAGCAUGGCGGAGGCCAAGGCCCCGCCGGCCAAGCUGCCCCGGCUGGAGCAGAACGGCAGCCCCCUGGGCCGGGCCAGGCUGGGCAGCACCGGGGCCAAACUAGCCGGGGUCCCAUACAAACCCACCGGCCACCUGCUGAAGACCUGUCACAAGAGAGGCAACAUGCUGCCUGUGUUCUGUGUGGUCGAGCACUACGAGAAUCCCAUGGAUUUCGACAGCAAGGAGGAGCACGCCGAGUUCGUCCUGGUGCGUAAGGACAUGCUCUUCAACCAGCUCAUCGAGAUGGCCCUGCUGUCGCUGGGCUACUCCCACAGCUCAGCGGCCCAGGCCAAAGGUAUGAUUCAGGUGGGGAAGUGGAACCCUGUCCCUCUGUCAUACGUGACAGACGCACCGGACGCUACAGUGGCUGACAUGCUGCAGGACGUCUACCACGUGGUCACGCUUAAGAUCCAGCUGCACAGAAAUCUAGCCAGUAACACCUUAAAUUGUUUCACCGAGCACAACGAGCCAGGAAGUUGUCCUAAGCUGGAGGACCUGCCGCCCGAGCAAUGGAGCCACUCUACAGUAAGAAACGCCCUCAAGGAGUUACUCAAAGACAUGAAUCAGAGCUCUCUGGCUAAAGAAUGUCCCUUAUCACAGAGUAUGAUUUCCUCCAUUGUGAACAGCACUUACUAUGCAAAUGUGUCGGCGGCGAAGUGUCAGGAAUUUGGGCGCUGGUAUAAACAUUUCAAGAAGACAAAAGAUAUGAUGGGUAUGCGCCAACCCUCCCAGCUGGAGGGCUACCUGGGGACGUGUGUCCUCCGUGAGAGCCCACGUGCCAAUGCACUAGCAGAGAUAGAUGGCCUAUCCGACCUCUCUCCACCCGGCUCUAAUCACAGCCACAGUCACAACCACAACCACAACCACCUAGGCUUCUCCCAGCAGCAGCAGCCUAUUCCCGGCAGCACAGCCGAGCAGACUCCUUCCUCGCCGGUGCCCCCGCUGCCCCACGCUCCACCGCUGCCCCACGCUCCACCAACGCACGGUGGCCAGACCGGUGGCCGGCAGCCGCAGCUUCCCAGUCUGCACCACCCGGGAUUGGUGUCCACACCCAUCAGCCCCCAGCUGGUCAACCAGCAGCUUGUAAUGGCACAGAUCCUCAACCAGCAGUACGCAGUGAACCGGCUGCUGGCGCAGCAGUCCCUGUCCCAGCAGUACCUCAACCACCCACCUGUCAACCGCAACUCCCACUCCAAGCCCAUGGAGCCACAGGUGGCAUCAAAUACAGAGGUGUCCGUUGAGAUUUACCAGUGGGUGAGGGACGAGCUGAAGCGGGCGGGCAUCUCACAGGCAGUCUUUGCCCGCGUGGCUUUCAACAGAACCCAGGGCCUGCUGUCCGAGAUUUUACGCAAGGAGGAAGACCCUAAAACAGCGUCCCAGUCGCUGCUGGUCAACCUCCGCGCCAUGCAGAACUUCCUGCAGCUGCCGGAGGCUGAGCGCGAUCGCAUCUAUCAGGAUGAGAGGGAACGCAGCCUCACGGCAGCGUCAGCAAUGGGCGCACCUCCGCUCAUCAGCACUCCACCCAGCCGACCUGUACAGCCGCGGAGGGAAGACUGUAACAGCGUGAGGCCCGACGACUGGAAUCCUCGAACCCCCGUGGGCAUUUCCCCUGUAAAACCGUCGCCUCUGCCCAGCGAGUGGAACGGCAAAACAGAGAGCUGCAUCCUCAACAUCAACUCCACCAUUUACGACGAGAUCCAGCAGGAGAUGAAGAGGGCCAAAGUUUCCCAAGCCCUGUUUGCAAAGGUGGCCGCCUCCAAGAGCCAGGGUUGGCUCUGUGAGCUGCUGCGUUGGAAGGAGGAUCCCUCUCCGGAGAACCGGACUCUCUGGGAGAACCUCUCCAUGAUCCGCCGCUUCCUGAGCCUCUGCCAGGUCGAACGCGACGCCAUCUACGAGCAGGAGAGCAGCGCCGGGCAGCAGCAGCAUCACAACGAGCGGCCCAUGCACUUGAUGCACAUCUCCACUGAGCAGCCACAGGCUCAGCUACCCCAUUCACAUCAGCAACACCCGCCCUCCCUGUCCCUCCAGCACCCUUCCCAACCCCUUUUGUCCCAGCAGCCCUUGCAGCAACUGCAGCCCUGCACUGGUCCCCGGUUGCCGCCUCGCCAGCCUUCCACCGCUUCCCCAGCCGAGACGGAGGACGAGGGCAGCCGCGGAGGGAGCAUCAAGUCCCGCACCUGCGGAGGGAAGAUCUCCCUGGAGGCUCUGGGCAUCCUGCAGAGCUUCAUCCAGGACGUAGGCCUGUACCCCGACGAGGAGGCCAUCCACACCCUAUCGGCCCAGCUGGACCUGCCCAAGCUCACCAUCAUCAAGUUCUUCCAGAGCCAACGCUUUUACAUCAAUCACCCAGCCAAGGCGCUCAAGGAGCCCAGUAACAACAACAAAAACAGCAGCAACGCGGCAACCACCCACACCAACACAAGCAGCAGCGGCGGCAGCAGCAGCAGCAGCCCGGCCUUCGAGGAGGAGCUGACGGACUUCAGAGAGAAUGCAGAGCUACUGAAAGAGCUGGACGACAGCACGCAGACCAACAGCACCAUCUUCUCCAUCAAGAUGGAAGAGCACCUGGCCCGAGGCGCAGAGGCCCAGUCCGAGUCUGAGCACGAGGCCAAGGAGUAGGACUCCCCCCUUGUCUGAACAUGUACUCAGAGUUUUCCCGUGCACACACAGACUGAUGACUGUGCUAAAUGUAACGCUCUGGCCGACACAGAACCACCACACUGCAAAUAAAGAAAAGUAGUGUUUUUAAUCAGUACAGUGUCUGGACUAUAUGGGAGUGUUUAUAUAUAUAUAUAUAGUUGCAGACUGACAGGCUAUGUGAAGUGAGUGUUCACACACUGAAGAGCCCAUUUCAGACUCAAGUACUACUUUUUGGAUUUUGUAAAACUUGUAUUAUUCACUGUAAAGACUGACGCAUCAUUUAAACAAUCUGCACAAAAAAUUAUUCUAAGUAUGUUGCCGUGGAUAUUUGCUGACUGCACUCUAUGUCUGUUGUUUUACACUGACUUACUUUAUCUUUUUGAGCUACUGAUUAUAUUUAAAAAGAAAAAAGUCCCCCUGGAGUUUGCCAGGACUUUGAUAGGUGUUUACGUUAUGUGAUGUUUAACUGGAUAAAAAAAAUAAAAAUAAGAAAAUGAAAUCUAGGACCAAGGGGUUGACAAGGCCUUAAUUAUGAGGUAGUCUGGAGCCCGCUGGCAGAUUAGUUAUUAUUUUAAUAAUGUGAUUAUAGAUCACUCCAAACUCUGGAACGCAAUCACCCAGCCCAGGUGAAUCUCCCAAGAACAGCUCAGUCUUUACAUAUUAUUUGUUAGGGAGGAAAUAUAAAUAUAUAUAUAUAUAUAUAGACAUUAUAUUGUAACUGUAAAAAAAAAAAAUAACAGUCUUAAAGAAACUAUGCCAACAAAUGCCUUGUACUAUACGGCACUGCCGAUUUUAGAUUAUUUUGCAAAACCUUUGUCACUGUAACUCUCUGAAUUGCCACACAGUUAGAAAUGUGAAUUACACCAUUGUUAUGUUGUCCAACAUUAUUUAUUUGCAGUUCAUGCAGUGUCUCUAAUGUAAUUACUUUUUCUUUUUUUUAAAUUUAUGUAACAUCAAGCUGCGUCAAGCUUUUUUUUCGUUAAUUCCACCGAUCCUUUUUCUAUUUAUAAAUGUGAUUUCGAUGGGCAGUAAAAACAAAAAGUGUCUUAAACGUUUUAAAUGGAGAAAUGUGCUUUAAAGGUUGCCUAUAAAAAGUGCUGUAUGUCAAGCAACUCAUGCUACAAGCUUCACAAUUAAUGUUGUAUGCAAUUUUUACUAUCAUGCAAAUAAGCUUAGGUAAAAUGACUAACCUAUAGAACAACUUAGAGAGAAAAACAUAUGCAAUCUGUGUGAAAAUCGAUGUCUGCGAUGUGUCUUCCUUUGGUUAACAAUCCAAUUCAAAAAGCUAUUCCUGUAUAAAUAUUCUGUAUAAAAGUGUUUCUUUUUUAUGAGUUUAUUUCAAUGAGAACACCAGUUAUUUUGUUACGACUGACUGUUUUAUAAGUGUUUCUCGGUUCCUUCCUGCAGAAAUGUUCUAACUAGAAGUGUUUAAUGAUUGUUAAUUACACAAUUAAACUGUUUGUAUUGUACCACAGAUUUCUUGGCAUUAACUUGACCGGACUCUUUUGCCACCAGAGUGGGCUUUUCUCCUCUGAAAAACAAAAGACCAAACAAUGUGAAUUGUUUUUUUGGUUUGUUUUUUAAAUCUACUGCUAUGACGUAUCAACUCCAGUUACGGCCUGGGGUCGGCCGCAGUCACUGAACACGUUAUUUGUAAUGACUGUAAAUAUCACAUCUUAUGAAUCAUUGAUUGUUUAUUAUUGUAAAUAUACUUGAAGUUUGUGCCAGAGCUCACCAUACAAAAUUGAAAUCAAGGUUCUGUCGUGCCUCUUCCUCUCUAAGCGACUGUACCUGGGCUCUUCUACUGCUGAGUGUAUCUGAAGCACCUGUGAGAUCUGAAAUAAA
This is a messenger RNA of Etheostoma cragini (Arkansas darter), 5736 nucleotides long. RefSeq names its product DNA-binding protein SATB1 (gene satb1b). The coding region runs from base 1156 to 3870 and encodes 904 amino acids. The transcript is spliced from 14 exons. Gene Ontology annotation, biological process: regulation of transcription by RNA polymerase II; chromatin remodeling. Lineage: Eukaryota; Metazoa; Chordata; Actinopteri; Perciformes; Percidae. Gene Ontology annotation, molecular function: RNA polymerase II cis-regulatory region sequence-specific DNA binding; DNA-binding transcription factor activity, RNA polymerase II-specific. The record is from RefSeq and is a predicted model, not a curated record.